This is a messenger RNA of Oreochromis niloticus (Nile tilapia), 947 nucleotides long. RefSeq names its product lactose-binding lectin l-2-like. Lineage: Eukaryota; Metazoa; Chordata; Actinopteri; Cichliformes; Cichlidae. Bases 362 to 883 code for a protein of 173 amino acids. The record is from RefSeq and is a predicted model, not a curated record. The transcript has 2 exons.
UAACUCAUCUUUUUUUACUUUUCCUUUCGUAGCUCAGACCUGUCCUGUUUAAUUAUCCAUGACCUUGAUAAGGCUUUUUACUAUGCAAUAAGUAUCUAACUACAUAAAAUAGUCACGUUCUCCUGAAUGUGCCAAGAGGAAAUGACUGUUCAACAGUUAAACAAUUAUGAAUUUCUUUGGAAUUUCAUUUUUUUCUGGCUUAUAUUUAAUGUUAUUAUGUAUGGUGGAGAGGUUUGGUCCAUCUGGCCAAUGAUAUCACACCAGCAAUAAAAACACCCACUCAGGCAGCUAUAAAAGAAACCAUCCUGUACAAAGAAGCUUCAGCAGCUCUUCAUCACACUUUGAGACUUAAAGCUUCAACAUGAUCUUGCUCCUCUUCUUGUUUGGUCUGGCUCUGGGUGCUCCUUCUGAGUCUCCCUCUCGUGACAAUGAAGUCAUGCAACAACCUGGUGAACGGAAAUUUAAACUGCUACGUGGAGCCUGUCCCAUGUUCUGGUGGAGCUUCAACGGCCGCUGCUACAAAUAUGUCGCCACCCGCAUGGCCUGGGCUGAUGCAGAAGUCUACUGUUUGUCACAGGGAGCCAACCUGGUGUCCAUCCGCAAUACAGAGGAACAGAGUUUUGUGAAAAACCUGAUCAUGAACUUUGACCACGCCGAGGGACACACCUGGAUUGGACUCAGUGACAAGCAUAAAGAAGGCACUUGGAUGUGGUCCGAUGGAUGUCCAGUGCGUUUUGUCUACUGGAGUCCAACACAACCUAAUAAUCAGGGAGGAAAUGAACACUGUGUUCACACCAAUGUAGUACCAGAUAAGAAAUGGAAUGACCACACAUGUGCUACCAAUUUACCUUAUGUUUGUGCAACACGCAUUACCUGUCCUUAGAAGCACUGAACCCUCUGUUCCUGCUAGUACAAUGCUAUAAUAAAGAUUUAAAUGUACACUGUAA